AUGGCAACCACAAUCGACCCACGAGUUAUCGCAGAACUUGCCUUAAUACUAGAAGGCAUCAACCCAUUUCCUCAUCCGAACGAAUUCAACUUUGAUACAUGCCGAGGAUUUAAGAAAGAUUCCACGAGUCGCUGCGGAAAUUCACCUGGCACAGCUGAAGAACGGAAAAAACUCACGGCUCUGUUGUCUGAAUUUCGAGUUCUAAAAAAAUGUGUCGACACUGGCAGCCUCUAUGAUAAAAUGGAAAGCCUUAUUACUCUCACGCACUGUAAAAGACGACAUCGCGAGGAUGCCUGUGAGGCUUUUGACAAAUGGAAGGCACAAAGGAAGACAGUUGCGUCAGAUUCACCGCCAGUGACUCCAAGAAGUGCGAUACCACACGCUGAUUCCUUAGAGUCUCUCUCUGAUGCCAGAGGAAUUACUUUACCAAGAUCUGUUCCUGAUAGUCCAGGAUAUGAGGAUCCUACCUCGGACUCCUACAUUACAGAGAAAAUGAAGAGCUUGAAAAUUUGUACUACGGCUCACGACACCCAGACCAAGACAGACUGCCGCUGCUUUGAUGAAGCCGAAGCACAAACGCAAAGGUUUAAGAGGCUUGGUGAUGUUCGUCUCCCCGAAAAAGGGAAGGAGCAGGACGACGUUGAAAUAUACAAGACGAUACGAGAUCCUCCCAGUGCUACUAGCAUGUGUGGCGGCAUUCUUUAUGUCCGCGAGCAUACCAAAAUAUCUAAUUUAUGCAAGAUUGGGUGGACGAGAACGUCUGCAGACCAGAGACUUAAGCAGCCUCGAAACUGCUAUAAACUUGAGACGAAGAUUAUUCAUCAGACCGAAGGGGGGACGUUCAUUGGUGCUUUCCAAGCUGAAAGAAUUGCUCACGCAAUACUAGCUCACAAAAGGAUUCUUAUUUCCGGGUGUACACAAUGCAAAAAAAAACAUAGAGAAUGGUUCCUAGUAUCCGGAGAAGAGGCAUGCAGUGUUGUCAAGUUAGCGGAGCGGUGGCUCAAGAUACCCGCAUACUCUCUCCAACAGGGGAACUACAAGCUAACACCCAAGGGAGUCGGUAUACUCAAGAUAAUGCUCCCCUUCUCGAUAAAUGACAUGAACGUGCUAAUUGAUAAAACUGGCAAACCGGAUAACAACCUCGGUGCAUCCUCUGAUACUACACCAAGAGCCGCAGACCGAGAGACAAGCGCAUUUAAUGUCUCUUCUACCGCUGCUGAGAAAGAAAUCCCGAGGGUUUUCGUCGAUACAAGUUAUGUUAUGACGCAAUCACUGGGCUAUACUCUGAGAGGGAUAUCGCCUAUGGGAAGAACAAGUAGCCAAGGAGCGACCCAUCUGGCCGAAACCGAAGAAAUGUUUGAAAGAUAUGAGAUUCGAUCCAGAGAAACAACACCUGAGGGCAAUUACAUCAUCGUCACGGAGCAAGAGAACAUUAUACGCAAGAAAGUAUCUAGAACCAAUCUCGAUUAUGAUCGAGUCCCCAACAAAUCUGAAGGCAAUAAGCAAGAGGUCAAAGAAGUCGUCGAGGUCCGGGAGAUCUGUAGGGUUUCAAGUGGAAUAUCAAGGUGA
Trichoderma virens Gv29-8 is the source of this 1569-nucleotide messenger RNA. RefSeq lists its product as uncharacterized. Lineage: Eukaryota; Fungi; Ascomycota; Sordariomycetes; Hypocreales; Hypocreaceae. Bases 1 to 1569 code for a protein of 522 amino acids. The record is from RefSeq and is a predicted model, not a curated record. The transcript has a single exon.